UCACACCCAGUACAGCAAGUCAGCAAGUCAGCAAGUCAACAAACGAGUGUGAUCAUGCUGUCUCUAUUUCUGCUGGUUGCCGCACUUGUCAUCGAGGAGGGCUUGGGUGACCGUCAUUGUCUGGAUUCGGAUGUCCUGUGCACCACUGCGGAUUAUCAGAUCCGGCGUUACAAGGAAUCGGUCUGGGUUGGAACACACGUGGAUGCUAGCAUCAGCCGCAGAAUUGACACUUUCAUGUACAUCCUAAUCGAAUAUACAGCGUGGGGCAACUCCGCAGGAUAUCUGAUCCAUAGCAAUGGACAAUUUCUCCUUUCAUUCACCAGAGAUGGAAAUAUUACAAUAUACUUGAUGCUUCCCGAAGAACAUUCGGAAAACCCUCCAACACCAACGAACCCACAAGCAUUUAUAACUCGUUUCCCGACAAUGGACGUGUUUGUCAGGAGGAUUCGUCGGAUGGUUCUGAUCCAGGCAAAUAACUUCAAUCUUACGCUCACUGAGCAGAAAGCCAAUUUCAACAACUCCUACUUCUUCGUACCUUUCUGCAACGGGGGCGAAGAAGGAGCAUUUUCUGAAUCUCAGGAAGCGUUUGGUUACAGGAAUUUGUUCUGGGGAAGACAAGUCUCUAUCGGCGGGGUAUCGUAUGACUUCAGCACGAAGCAGUCAGGUGAGGAGGUCUGGUUCGUUGCCACUGGCAGAGCGGAUUGCCCACGCAUGUGAGGACGACAGAAAUCGCUUUGGAUCCCCCACCUUGCUUCGUAUCAAUCACCGUUUUCGGCACGCACUCCGCUAAUAACACAUUCCCAUACCGUUAUUCAGUAAUCAAAGUACUGGCCUAUUCACCCAACCUGGCCUCGGCACCCGAUACCCAACACGUGACCGAUCUUCACCGACCCUCACAGUAACCGCAAUGUGGCUGGCUGAGGAGCCCAGUUCUAGGACUUCCGGUCACCAUGAUCCUCCACUGACCCGAGAACAUCGGGCCGCGUUGAUAAGGAAAGCAGCCUUGAGAAAACUUUGCCCAUGUUGGUGUGGGGCGCCGCGUCACGGUGAACAUUCAGAUGAGUCCUUCCCCGGGCUCUUUUGUAUUCCUGCUGAAAGAGUGAGAUCAGAAAUACAUCAAAAACCGCGGGCCACGCAGGUUGACGCUUGGGAUUGGAGGGGAUGUCUGUGUCUCCUCGGGGAAUGCACUGGGGAAGAUGAAGGCCACAGACCACUUCUGUCUGGCCGCACGGGUUGUCGGCGCUGGAGCGUUACAGACACUGGGAAGAACAGGCAGUGGACGUUCGAUAUGAUCCACCUCCUGUCUCCACGUAACUGCAAUAAUUCUCCUGUGCUCUGAUUAUGGGAAGGGGUUAAAGUUUUCCGCUGUUCACACUCUCUGGUAUCGGUACUGACUAUACACUAUCCCGCUGAUCGCUGUCCCGCCGUCGUAUAACCGUUAAUCCAUCCAGCUGCAUGACUCAAUAAAACUGACGCUGUUUGCAUUAAA
Mobula hypostoma (lesser devil ray) is the source of this 1489-nucleotide messenger RNA. RefSeq lists its product as uncharacterized. The transcript has 10 exons. Lineage: Eukaryota; Metazoa; Chordata; Chondrichthyes; Myliobatiformes; Myliobatidae. Bases 55 to 717 code for a protein of 220 amino acids. The record is from RefSeq and is a predicted model, not a curated record.